AAUGCCAAAGCUAUCGAUUAGUAUCGCCUGGCAAUUGGGCAUUGUUUUUUAUAGAAGCAGCAAUAUGAGCACCUACCUACAGAGCAGCGAGGGCAAGUUCAUACCGGCCACCAAGCGGCCGGAUGGCACCUGGCGCAAGGCGCGUCGCGUCAAGGAUGGCUACGUGCCCCAGGAGGAGGUGCCGCUCUACGAGAGCAAGGGCAAGCAGUUCGUGGCGCAGCGCCAGGCCGGAGUGCCGCCUGGUAUGUGUCCCCUGGUGGCCGCCGAGUCGAAGAAGGAGCGCGAGAAGCAGGAGCGGACUAGGGCUAAGAAGCAGGAGAAGGAAUCUGGCAGGCAGCAAAAGGCGCCGGCGCCCGGCGUUCUCGUCAUGCCGCCCAGCACGUGUCCGACACCCAAAGUCAGUCAGCAGCAGCAGCCGACCUCUGGGUUGGAUAUCAACUCGAUAUCCAAGACCCUGGAGGACGCCCUGAAGCUGGACGCCCCCCAGGAGGUGGACCCCGCCAAGCAGUUAAAAAAGCUACGCAAGAAAAUCCGUGAAAUCGAACAGAUCGAGAGCAGGAUCCAAGCCGGAGAGCAGAAAAAGCUGGACAAGGACCAGCUGGACAAGGUGAAAAAGAAGUCGGAGAUCCUGCGACAGAUCAAGGACUUGGAGAGCACAACGCGCUCAUAGCCCAAUGCUCCACCUCCAGCUCCAGCUCCAGUUAACUUAGAUACUGCUAUAUCGUCUCACCUCGUGAACAAAUCACCGACCAGAAGUCGCGCCGCCUCUACACGAAAGAACACAUACAUGCCUAUGUCUGUUAAAUAGUUAUAUUAGUUUUAGCCGAAGAUGUCAAGCCAUUUAGUAAUAUGAUCUAUUUUAGUAAUGAGUGUCUGUCUUGAAACCUAGUUUAUACGAAUGGAGAGUCGCCGCGUUUAUUUAUGUAUAGGUAACUUUGUAAAUCAGAUUUAAUAAAUUAAACCGAUUUGAAGCAAACGCUAA
Messenger RNA from Drosophila erecta, 982 nucleotides. It is a transcript of the gene Pym, whose product is annotated as partner of Y14 and mago. Gene Ontology annotation, biological process: exon-exon junction complex disassembly. Gene Ontology annotation, molecular function: RNA binding. The transcript has a single exon. Lineage: Eukaryota; Metazoa; Arthropoda; Insecta; Diptera; Drosophilidae. The coding region runs from base 2 to 670 and encodes 222 amino acids. The record is from RefSeq and is a predicted model, not a curated record. Gene Ontology annotation, cellular component: exon-exon junction complex; cytoplasm.